UUUUAAUUCAAAACAAUUUUGAAUUGAUUACAAUAAUUUUUAUUUACAACCCAGUAAUAAAAUGAUGACAUAACAUUUUGAUUUAUCCAUUCAAAUUUUAAAAUCGUUUACAAUGUGGCAUUUAUUAAAUUCACAGUCCUGCCAAUUAAUAAGACAAAGGCUUACUGCUUUUAGGAGUAAUGGACAUUACUUGAACUUAUUAAAAACAAAACCAUCGGAUGCGGUGAAAAGAUAUAUUUCAAAGAAUUGUACAGAAAAUGAACUUAAAGCUUUUCAAAUCGCCCCCUGGAAACUUUGUACAGGCAUCAGUGUAGGAUUAUGCGCACGUUUAUUUUUAAGUGAUACCGUAUUUUGUAAAGCUCAAACUCACUCUAGAAUUAUACAAAGAAGACCAAAUGUUCUCGAUGAUAGUGGAAGGUUUGACUGGUCAAAGUUCAUUGAAUACCUUAAACCACAUAAAUGGUUGUUGAUUGCUGCAGUAGCUUCAGCUAUGACAGUGGCAUUCCUGAAUAUUUAUAUUCCAGCUAUGUUAGGAGUUAUUGUUAAUAUAUUAGCUGAAUUAAAACACAAUCCAUCUCUAGACUUUAUUGAACAAAUCAAAUAUCCAGCAUUUAAAAUGGUCUCUUUAUAUAUUGGACAGGCUUUAUUUACAUUCUUCUAUAUACAUCUGUUAGCACAAGUAGGAGAAAAAGUAGCAGCACAAAUGAAACAAGAUCUAUUUGUGUCUAUAUUAAAUCAAGACAUGGCUUUUUUUGAUAAGGAAAGGACUGGAGAAAUAGUUAAUAGAAUAACUGUUGAUGUACAAGACUUCAAGAGUUCAUUUAAGCAAACAAUAUCAGGUGGACUUAGAGCUAUUACACAGGUUGUGGGUUCCGCAGUGAGUCUCCUAGUAAUAUCACCUCAGUUAACUGGUCUUACAAUGCUAUGUGUACCCACAGUUGUUAUUGGAGGGACUUUUAUUGGAUCACUAUUGAGGAAACUAUCCAGAGAAGCACAGUCUCAGAUAGAAAAAGCAACAUUAGUAGCAGAAGAAGCGAUCUCGAAUAUGCGAACAGUGCGAGCGUUUGCAGGUGAAGAGAAUGAGGCGCAAAUGUUCGCGGAAGAAUGCGAUUCCGCUGCAAAUCUUAGUAUGGAACUGGGGUUAGGUGUUGGACUAUUCCAGGCGGGAACUAAUUUGUUUCUUAAUGGAAUGGUGCUAGGAACAAUGUUUUUGGGUGGUCACCUAAUGUCAACUGGGCAGAUGUCAGCCGGUGACGUCAUGGCGUUCCUUGUGAAUGCACAGACUAUACAACGGUCGGUAGCACAGAUAUCAUUGCUAUUUGGAUCUGUCAUUAAGGGCAUUAGUGCUGGUGGACGGGUUUUUGAGUACAUCAACAAGGAGCCACAAAUGGACACAUCUGGUACAAAGACAAUCAAAUAUCACGAGUUUCAUGGUAAUAUAGAAUUCAAAGAUGUCACCUUCGCAUAUCCGACCAGACCCGAUGCGGUAGUAUUAAAUAACUUCAAUUUAAAAAUACCAGCGGGGAAGACAGUUGCAAUAGUCGGUAGUUCCGGAAAUGGGAAAUCUACUAUCGCCGCUUUAUUGGAAAGGUUCUACGAUGUAAAUAAGGGUAAAGUGACGAUAGAUGGCGUGGAUAUACGCGAGAUGGAAGGAAACUGGCUUCGGGGUCGCGCCAUUGGGCUGAUUAGCCAAGAACCAGUGUUGUUCGCAACUACAGUUAAAGAAAAUAUUCGCUAUGGGAAACCGGAUGCCACUGAUGCAGAGGUAUACAGGGCCGCACAAACAGCAAACGCCGAGGAGUUCAUACGCAACUUCCCAGAUGGGUACGACACUAUGGUAGGGGAAAGGGGAAUGUCGCUCAGCGGAGGGCAGAAGCAGCGCAUUGCUAUCGCCAGAGCUGUCUUGAAAGAUCCACCAGUUAUGAUACUAGAUGAGGCUACUAGUGCGUUGGACGCAACGAGUGAGAAAGUGGUCCAGACGGCGCUCGAGACAGCUUCCAAGGGGCGCACAGUGUUGGUGAUCGCGCAUCGACUGUCGACAAUUAUUAAUGCGGAUCUGAUUGUGGUGCUGAACAAAGGAAGUGUUGUUGAAAUGGGAACUCAUGACCAAUUAAAGAAGCAAAAAGGACAUUAUUGGAAUCUAAUUAAACAACAAGACCAUGAAACGGAUAACCGUUCGUUAUAAAUAUAGAAUAAGUAGAGCAUUUUUUUAAUUUAUUUUUGUUAUAUAGAGAAAUGAGUUUUGUAUGGAUAAUAUUUUGGUUAAAUUAUUAGUAACACGGUAUGUAAUAAUGAAACGCGCUUUAAUCUGGGAUUUAUCUACAUGAGAAUGACACUAUGUAGUGUAUAGUGAAAAUAUGUGUUGGAAAUCGAUUGAACACUUUGGAAAUUACUUUAAAUAUUAAAUAUGCUGAAUCAAAAAUCGUUUUAUUUUCCUAUGUAUGCCGUAGCUAGACGGUGGAAUCACUAUUCCGUGACAUUUAAAAGAGCUCAUACAAUUACCAGUUCUUUCCUUUACGUGACCUUACAUGAUGGGCAUAUUAUGAACUUCCUGGAACUUCGUACGGUUUGUAUAAAUACUUAAUAGUAGGUAUUCUUUGUCCCUUUCGGAAUAUUAAUUUAAGAUUAUCUAUUUUUACUAGCUAACAAACUCUUUAACUCACUGUAACUUUAAUAAAUAAAUAAAAGGUCUUUUUUUCUUGCAAAAUUAAAGUAAAGUUAAUCCUACUAUAAUUUUUUAAAAGAAAAUAUUUUACAUCAACGUAUUUUUUACUAAUUUUUAUCUGUACUAUGUGUCUGUUGCUUUGACCAUGCUAUGUUCUAAGGCCCUUUGAUUUUUCUUUUUAACUUGAAAUAUAUAAACUUUUUAUAAAUAUUUUUCAUUAAAAUUUGGUUUGGGUUUAUAUUAAUCGGUGAUUUAUCGUCACAAUGGCGGGUUGGGUUGAUGCCGUUAACCUCAGCGCGAGCAGUGGACGGUUCACGCCAACACCAACAAUGAUUUUUCCUCUCAUAUUCCUUUGCGUCAAAUUAUUUUUUUUAAACUUUGAUUUAGUGCUAGUGUGCUGUGUAAUUAUUGUGUUUAUGGCAUUUCUUUUCGAACCUGCGCAAUUUUAAAAGUUUAUAUCGUGUCGUGUCACGUGUCAUGUGCUAAUGUAUUGGACUAUAGUUGCUAUUGACCAAUGACAAUCGCACGGCGUGCUGAAUUGUUUUGACUUUUGUGUUACAUUUUCACCACUCAGAUCCGUAACUCAGUGCAUAAAUCGUAAACAAAAACAGAGUACUUUGGAUUGUCAGUCGAUUGGGUUGGGAAUGUAGAUUUGUCGAUUUGUUUGUGUUUGUAAUUUGGUUUUUUUUUUCUAUUUUCAAUAUUUAAUUUUAUUUUUAUUGUUAAAAAAAUUGAGCAACUUACAG
Pieris brassicae (large cabbage white) is the source of this 3411-nucleotide messenger RNA. Its product is annotated as mitochondrial potassium channel ATP-binding subunit. Gene Ontology annotation, molecular function: ATP binding; ATP hydrolysis activity; ABC-type oligopeptide transporter activity. Gene Ontology annotation, cellular component: membrane. NCBI's taxonomy places the organism in Eukaryota, Metazoa, Arthropoda, Insecta, Lepidoptera, Pieridae. Gene Ontology annotation, biological process: transmembrane transport. The transcript is spliced from 14 exons. The record is from RefSeq and is a predicted model, not a curated record. Bases 113 to 2185 code for a protein of 690 amino acids.